Messenger RNA from Cylicocyclus nassatus, 1549 nucleotides. Lineage: Eukaryota; Metazoa; Nematoda; Chromadorea; Rhabditida; Strongylidae. The record is from the annotation of a GenBank genome assembly.
CAGGAACGAGCAGGUCAGCUGGUGAAUUAUUGUGGAAAGAGCGGCAGGUCCAGUAUCACUUAUGUCGGCUUCUGAUCCGAUAACAAUCAGUUUCGAUUAUUCCGUCCCACCACCACCAAUGGGAUGUCUCUAUGAGAGUCCUCAUUGUAAUGGUGACGCCGGUGUGCACAGUCCUGCGCCACCUUCGAGUUUUCAGCGGAAAACCACGUACAAAAAUGGAACUGUAGAAUUGACCAUAAUUGAUGAUGAACCCUCGUCAUCCUCACCUCAUAGUAGUUGCGAUGCAAAUGAUCAACCCGAUGAAAUUGUCAAGAAUCUCUCUGGUGUUGGUGAUUUGGUCGCAGUGCUCAGAGGAGAGAAAGUUUUUGACAAACAUCGGAUCAUCCUCGACAGUUAUGGGCGAGAUAUCAACAGACCACGAAAGCCUUUACCGGAAUGUAGAGUUGCCCAAGUAGCGCAGCUGAUCGCUUUUGGCGACCAUCAAGAACCAUGCGAUCUGCCUCCUCCUCCACCUCAUCCCACAGAUGUCGUUUCGGUGCGCAAACUCAUGCGCUCAAAAAUGACACGAUGUAAGCGUUGCAAGAAUCGUUUCAUAGAAAAAAAUAUCUACGAGAGGCAUUUACGUGACAGACAUCCUGCUGAUUACACUGCUUACAUUGAAGAGCAGGAAGCAGAAAUGGAACAACAACGGCAAGAAGAGAUCGAAGCGAACCGAAUUGAGGAGCUUCAGACAGGCGGGUUUAUCCCGCCAGAAUCAGAGAUUGAAGCAUCUUCGUUCGAGGUCGACGUCGAAAGGAUUCCGCUCCCUGGUGAAAAUAAUGGCGGAGUUGCUCCACGUUUUGAUCAAUAUGGGCGAUUAAAACAGUUGAAACGCCUGUAUAAGAAGAAGAUAUCCCCCCAGUGCCCAUUUUGUGAUAAACGAUUUCGUAACGAAUACUCGCUGAAGAAGCAUUUUGUAAAGAAACACUCCGAACUUGUGGAAUUCAAACAGUGCACAAGAUGCUACAAGUGUGUGAAAGAUGAUGAGGAAUUGGAAAGUCAUCUUUGUGAAUUGACAUUCGUCUGCUUUGAAUGUACUCCUGUGCGCAACCUCUGCAGCGAUGUACGCCUAUUGAAUCACAGGAAGAAGUUUCACAGAGGUGCAAAUAGUGGAUUCAAAUGCAACCUAUGCAACUUGAAAUUCCUAACUCCUCGAAAACUCCGAAAGCACAAGAAGAUGUCCCAUGUUUUCACAAAAACCUAUCAGUGCCAUUUUUGCGAGGAAAUUUUCAUUAGUGAAGUUGCGGUGAUGACACAUGAGCGCAUCCACACUGGAAUGAUAAAGUUUGAAUGUCGUAUAUGCGAUUACAAGGCUAAUCGAUAUAUUCAAAUGGAUGAACACUGUAAAAACGAACACGGCUACAUCUGCUCCAUCUGUCAGGAGAAGACGGCUGAGUGGAGCGAUAUGAAACAUCAUACGCUUGUGAAGCAUGGUGGAUAUCUGGCUACAGAGCAAAACGCUGGGUACAUCGAAAGUCCUCGAGUAUGGGUUCUCUUCAAAGGCGAAUAG